AUGGAGUGGGAUCCAAGUCGCUUCUUUCGCGUCACAGGGAGUCCGUCUCCCUAUGCGCUGCUCAUUUUGAAUCAGCCAAUUAAUGAGAGCGCAUUUGGUGUCUUAAGUGAACAUGCAUCUUACAUCAUCUGCGCCGACGGCGGCGCCAAUCGUCUAUAUGAUAUGAUGAAGAAGCGCGGAAGAGAAGCCACAGAAUUACCCGACCGGAUAGUCGGCGAUUUGGACUCUUUGCGUCCAUUGGUGCGACAGCACUAUGAAAAGCUGGGCGUGUCCGUGGUGGAAGACCCAGAUCAAUAUUCAACAGACUUCACCAAGUGUUUGAAGUAUCUUAAUGGGCAUGUCGCAGAGAUUAUCGCCUCUCCUAGACAGCAGAAGUUAGACUCUAUUGCAAAGCAUGGCAACGCACUUGGAGAUGUACAGGCCCAAUCAGCACAUCCUCCGACACUUGAGAUCGUGAUAUUGGGUGGCCUAGGUGGCCGUGUCGACCAGGCCUUCUCACAGAUCCACCAUCUGUAUAUGAUGACACAGAACCAACGAGAAAUCCGCGAAGCUAAUCAGGCCAACACUGAUAGCCAAACCAAUAAACCUGUUGCGGGUGGAAACCUCUAUCUCGUCUCCGAGGAGAGCAUUACAUUCAUUCUGCAAGAAGGGAAAAACAUCAUCCGCACACCGGCAACCAAGCGCCCAUAUAUCCAAGCUGAAUCUUCCAAGUCACAAGCGGAUGACAGCGAGACAUUGCGGAAACGCAAGCGUGAUCAAGAAGCAGAGUACUUCUUCGAAGAGAACAUCGGUAUCAUUCCUAUCUCUGCAGCUGCCUCGAUCACUACGAAGGGAUUUGAAUGGGACGUGGAGGACUGGCGAACCGAGGUUGGAGGGCAAAUCUCAACGAGCAACCACAUCCGCGCGGAUACGGUGGAAGUUGAGACAUCGGUGCCGGUCCUGUUCACAGUGGAACUGGCAGACCGGUUGAAGAGGUGA
This is a messenger RNA of Penicillium maclennaniae, 978 nucleotides long. RefSeq names its product thiamine diphosphokinase. Bases 1 to 978 code for a protein of 325 amino acids. Lineage: Eukaryota; Fungi; Ascomycota; Eurotiomycetes; Eurotiales; Aspergillaceae. Gene Ontology annotation, biological process: thiamine diphosphate biosynthetic process; thiamine metabolic process. Gene Ontology annotation, molecular function: ATP binding; thiamine binding; thiamine diphosphokinase activity. The record is from RefSeq and is a predicted model, not a curated record. The transcript is spliced from 3 exons.